This is a messenger RNA of Athene cunicularia (burrowing owl), 1936 nucleotides long. RefSeq names its product aurora kinase A and ninein-interacting protein-like. The transcript has 3 exons. The coding region runs from base 105 to 1076 and encodes 323 amino acids. Gene Ontology annotation, cellular component: centrosome; spindle pole. The record is from RefSeq and is a predicted model, not a curated record. Lineage: Eukaryota; Metazoa; Chordata; Aves; Strigiformes; Strigidae. Gene Ontology annotation, biological process: spindle organization.
GGCUGGACACCGCCGCGCUGAGGCAGAGCGCGGCUCAGUCUCUCACAGCCAAGUCCAAAGUCUCUCGUCGAAUUCUGGGACAGAAAGGCGCUGCAGUCGCUCUCAUGCAGGCAGGAGCCUCUCGGCCACACGCCAGGCAAACCACCAUCCUCACCUUCUUCAGCUCGCAGACAGAUGAAACAGACAAAGAAAACUUCAGGCCACCUCCUUUCAACCUGAAUAAAGACUCUAAAGAAAAAGGUAUUUCUCUGGCUGCUGCCCCUGUGAAGAUCUUGGCUUUGCCGCAGCUGGGGGAAGCCCAGAAACAACCCUUUGGGUUCGAGGGGACGGCGCAGGUGACGCCCCAGCGCCAUGCACAGGCAGCACCGGCCUCGCCGCCUCCUUUGCCAGGCUCUGGGUUGUUACCGGCGGAGUCCCACAGCCCGAGGGAAACCUCCUGUGGGGCGGAAGAGGAUUCCUGCUGCUUCAGCCUCACCCAGGAUUCAGAGGGCAACCGGAUCAUCGCACACAGAAACAGGUCUGGUUUAUUGGCUGGAGAAACCCUUCCAGAGGGUGGGAUAGUGGAGCGAGAGGAGGCCAAGACCAGACUGGAUUUCCAACCAAGACUUGGUGCAAGCCGGAAUAAGAAACCGCACUCCUCGAGUAGUGUUGAUUCCUUAACUGAUUUCUCUGAAACUGAGAAUAUAAAUCCUGCUCUAACGGGAGACAGUACCUGGGCUGCCGGGUUUUAUUCAUCUCCACGCCGAGCAGCUCGAGCACAGCCCCUGCGGGAGUGUGGCCGCUCCCCCGGCGCUGCCUCAGCCGAGGGCCGUGAGGCGGGACGGAGCCGUCCCUGCAGUCAGCUCUUCACCCAGGAUUCGGAGGGGAACAGAGUCAUCGCCCACCGGUGCCGGGACGCCCCGCCGCCUCCUGGGGGCGAGGGCAGCGCUGGUAGGCAGCUGCCCGACUCUCCCUGCGGGGUUCGCUCCGGCCAUGCUGCGAGGAGCUGGAGCGAGGCGCGGGAGCAGCCGUUAGAGGUGUGCUACGAGUCGCUGUUCACGCAGGACUCGGAGGGGAACAGGGUGAUUAAACACUGAUCAGGGACGUGACUGCUUGUGAAGCCUUUUUUUUGUAAGUGUUGGGAAUUAGGUAAGUGUACUCACUGUUUCUAUAUGUACAGUCUAGCCAGCAGAUGCACUAGAUCUGUGCCAACAGGCAGGACCUCCUUGUUCUCUGAAAUUUUGCUUUAAUAAAAAUAAAAUUUAAAAGGAAUAUUUAUAAUGGUUUUGCUGUUUCAAUCCUGAUUGGCAAAGGCCUGGCUUUAGUCCUGCCUUGGUGUUCAUGUAAUGUGCUGCUGUCUGGCCUGAAGGAGCCCGCUGCUAACAAAAAUGUCUGUGUCUCUUAGGAUCCUGGAAGUCCAAAUGUAAAGGUUUUCUAGGCUUGGCUUAGGAACUGCACUGUCUACUUCAUGCCAGCUGCCUCGAGGAAGCACCGGACUCAGCUACAUUCUUAUUUCAGGACUGUGGUUGUGCCACCCCUGUCCGUGGGAGUGUGUGGUGGGGACAGGAGGGGCCAUCGCAGCGCUGAGCUGCUGCUGCCAGACUGACUGACCCGAGGUUUGAAGUGAGGAAGACUCUGACAAAGAGAAGGAAUUCUGAGAGCAAUUCCAUUUUGGGUAAGUCUGGACUAAUCCCGAUGUUGGACUCGGGGCUCUUUCAGGGGUGGGAUGCACCGAGGUGGAGCCGGGGGGGGCUGCAGCUGAGCCGUGCUCCUGCAGCUCCUUCAAGGCCAUGGUUGUGGAGGGGUGUGCUUCAAAUUCUGCCUGUUCUGAAGUGCAGGGACCAGCUGCUCCCAAACCCCAGGGGGUCACGAGCCAGAGUCCAUCUGCCACCAGGAUCACACUCCAGAACAGCAACCUGCUCUGUCAGCAGAAACAGCCCACUUCUUUUACUUUUUU